AUGCAAGGGAGAUACCCGCUGCUCAAGACAGUCGAAGGCCUACGCGAUCUUCUCAAUCGUCCACCGACUGUUCCUCUAACCAUCACCCACACGCACACUGAAGAUACGGACGAAUACAAUGGCAGUAGAGCUCGGACAGGGGGAUCAGCGAACGAGGUCAAUGAGCCCGCAGCUUUGUACCGAGACGAGUACCGCGAGCUGGCGAGGAAAACUGGUUCUGAGCCGGAAUACCGGACGUACCUCUACGAUGAUGUGGUGCAUCGUCUCGGUCGUGGGCCUCUGUGGACAGCGCAGUCGAGUUCCUAG
This is a messenger RNA of Macroventuria anomochaeta, 306 nucleotides long. RefSeq lists its product as uncharacterized. The transcript has a single exon. NCBI's taxonomy places the organism in Eukaryota, Fungi, Ascomycota, Dothideomycetes, Pleosporales, Didymellaceae. The record is from RefSeq and is a predicted model, not a curated record. The coding region runs from base 1 to 306 and encodes 101 amino acids.